Molecule: messenger RNA, 2515 nt
Organism: Phasianus colchicus (ring-necked pheasant)
Lineage: Eukaryota; Metazoa; Chordata; Aves; Galliformes; Phasianidae
Source: RefSeq, a predicted model, not a curated record
UGCUCCGACCCGCGGGGCCUCGGCGGGGAGCGGGCCCGCCCCGUCCCGGUGCUCAUUACUCCUCCGCCGGGCUGCGUUUACAGCAACAAGCACUAAUAAACGGAAGCUAAAGACAGCUUCGAUCGUUCCCUUAAAAUAAAACCAAACGACACGGAGCGAGUGAGGGAAGCCCCGCUGUGCCCCCCUCUGCCGGCCCGCAGCCCGACCUGCGCCGUCCCCGCUCUGCUCCAGGCCGGGCCGAGGCGGCGCCGCCCCGCCGUGACCCCGCGGCCGAAUCACUUCCAGGGCGGCCCAGGCUCCCGAUUUGAAAAUGCGGGAGCGGCUGCUGGUGCUGCUGUGCGCUUUGGCGAGGCGGGCGGGAGGGAGGAGGAGGGCCAUGGCAGGGCGUUGGGACGGGCCGCAGCGGCGGGCGUGGAUCCGGCAUUAUUACAGCCAGAGGCAGAAACGGCUGAUGACGCUCCUGAUCGCUCGCCGGAGGAGAACCAGCUGCUACUUCUAUCCCCGCGCCUGGCCCAGCCUGCAGAGUGCAGACUGGUGGGAACGGGUGGUCCUGAAGGAAUUUGGCCCCCAGGACUGGUUGGAGAAGUUCCGCAUGUCCCGGGAGACCUUCUUCUACAUCUGCAACCGCCUGCGGCCGGGGCUGGCCCCGCACAGCUCCCACUUCCACCCCACGCUGCCCAUGGAGAAGCGGGUGGCUGUGGCCCUGUGGCACUUGGCCACCAACGUGGAGUACCAGACUCUCAGCCCGCUCUUCGGCGUCGGGCCUUCCACUGUGCAGACGUGCGUGCGGGAGGUGAGCUACGCCGUGGUCCUGCUGCUGAAACCCCUCUACCUCCGUCUGCCCGAUGAGAAGGAGCUGGAGAACAUGGUGCGCAUCUUCCGCACCCGCUGGGGCUUCCCGCAUUGCAUCGGAGCCCUGGACAGUCUGCACAUCCCCAUCAACCCCCCGCUGCGCCUGAGCGCCGAUUACUGCAACGGGCAGGGCUGGCACUCCAUCCUCACCCAGGCCACCGUGGAUGGGCUGGGCCAGUUCUGGGACGUCUCCACCGCUUUUCCCGGCAGCAUGGAGAACAGCGCGGUGCUGGAGAGCUCCAGCCUCUGGAUGCUGGCCAAGGAGGGCCGGCUGUGUCCCAACCCGCCCAAGGACUUCAUGGGCAAGGCACAGAAGUACGUGCUGCUGGGUGACGCCACCUACCCCUUGCAGGACUGGAUCCUCAAGCCCUACCAGGAGGAUGAGAGCCUCACCCAGCGCCAGCUGCAGUUCAAUUAUCGCCUCAAGCGGGCGCACAGCGUGAUCGAGAACGCCUUCCUGCGCCUGAAGGCCCGCUGGCAGAUCCUCCUCAAGUGUGAUGACUGCAGCCUGGAGCUGCUGCCCACCCUCGUCCUGGCCUGCUGCAUUCUGCACAACGUCUGCGAGGCGCACGACAACCCAUUCAACGAGGAGUGGCUGGAGGGCACCGAGCCCACCGAGCUGCCCAAGCCUUGCCAGCCUGCACCCGCUGCCAUGGAGGAUGGCCGGGCUGAGCAAGUGCGUGAACUGAUGUGCCAGUACUUUGAGAACUGUGGGGAGGGCUGAUGGCUGCAGGGGGAACGCACUGUGCUCCUCCUUGGGCUCUGUGGGUCGGUGCCAGCCCUUCGGUUCAUGUUGGUUUUUGCCUCUCGGUUGCAGGCAGAGGGAUGUAUCUCACACCUGGGCUCUCUCUGCUGGGAUCUGACCGAUGUAGUGAUGUGCUCUGUACUGUGUGAAUAAAGCAGGGUCAUGGUUUGGCCGGGGAGAGGGUUGUCAGGUCAUCCCAUUACAAGGGUAUGGCUGUAGCCCUGGUGUUGGCAGGACUCAGAAGGGCUGGAAGUGAGGAGGCAGAGCUCCAAAGCACAAAACCCAUUGCGCAAAUGCGUGCAGACAGGGAAGGGGAGGAGGAAGCAGAGCAGUGACUUGCUGUGGGCUAGCACCAGCUGGGAAUGGAACUGCACCUCCAAACCCAGCUCUGCAGGACUAAAAUUGUGUGCUGGGGGUCUGAGCCCUAUCCCACUAUGCUGCCGUGCAGGGAAGCACGCAGCUCUCUGCUAUCAGCUGAGAAAUCACAAAGUGGUGGCUGAGCCCUGUGGCACACUGCUUCACUGUGCCAAGGCAGGGCUGGGCACAGACACCUUCCUCAGCACUUUGUUCCAGGCGGUGGGCGGGGGAGCAGCUCAGGCAUGCCUGGCUGCGCCAGCCUUCCCACGGGGAUGGAUCCGGGCUCGGGGGGCAGUGGGGUGGCUGCCACGUCCCUGAGUUGGCUGCAGCCCCAAAUCUUUUCCCUCCUGGCACCCGCUAUGCUGAGAUCUGUUUGCCAGCUGUCAGCAUUGGAUGGGGUCUGUUUGCAGCCUGUCCCAUUUUCACACGUUGGUGCAUUUUGCAGCCAAAAUGUGAUGAUGCCUAGCCAGGAGGUGGGACCUUCAAGCUGGGAGCGUGGGAGAAGAGCUGCAAAGCUCCCUGCAAGGGGCUCAGCACCGCCAGCCUCGGGCCAUCUCACAC